Molecule: messenger RNA, 2875 nt
Organism: Pseudomyrmex gracilis
Lineage: Eukaryota; Metazoa; Arthropoda; Insecta; Hymenoptera; Formicidae
Exons: 1
Coding region: 7-1995 (662 amino acids)
Source: RefSeq, a predicted model, not a curated record
AUCGUGAUGUUGCUGGCGAUAAUUUUCUUAAUGACGUCGAUGUCGACGACGAUAACAACGACGACGAGCAACGCGACCGACGGCAAGAUUGUCGGGACAAAUUAUCCGUCGGUUCCGACGGAGGGCGAAAAGAAUUUGAGAAUCACAUUGAACUACGUCCGAAGCAAGCGGGAAUUUUAUCCGCCGAUAUUUUCUCUCGUCUCUUCCGACGGACGAUCCAAUUACGCGGACUUCGUGUCCGACUACGUGGCGAGCGAGUCGAUUGUCAGCUACAGGAUCACAACGAGCCACUUUUCGCGACGGUGCGCCUGGCAGAAUCGCGUCGAUCUCACGUGGAUCUUCAUCGUCGACGACAUCGAGAUUCUGAACUCUCUGAUACGGGAGCAGGAUCACAUCUGGAAAGCGACCAAUCAGUAUCUGGUGAUCGUCACCGUCGGAGCGAAUUUGUCGCGAGAUAUGUUUCGCGCCGUCUGGCAAACCUACAGCGUCUACAGAAUCGUCGUUAUCUCGAUGCUGGACGGAUUUCGAUGUCUGAGCAGAUAUCUGCCGUUCGAGAAAAAUCCGCGAAACGAGUACGGCGUCGUGCGCAAGAACUGCUUGGAGACGGAUCGUCGUCGGGACGACAACGUCGAGCUUUACAGCAGUUUGGACAAUCUCAAUCAGUACCCGUUGCGCGUGGUCGUGUUCAAUUCGACGAUGAUGAACGUCACGUACGACGCAAACACGGGAAAACCGAGAUUUCGCAAACUCGACGCGAACGCGAUGUUGGUGCUCGAAAAAAUGAUGGGAGCCAGGUUCGAUUACAACGUGUUCGCCAAUUUAGCCAAGAGAGAUCCGUUUCAGAGUACUCUUAGAUUCAUCGAGAACGGCGAGGCGGACAUGAUCGUCACCGCUUUCAUCACCAAUCAGUACAGGGAGUAUCGACGAUACGAGUUCACGGCGGGCGUUUACGAGGACAAGUUGUGUUUCAUCGCGCCUACAGCCGGUUUCGUGCCCAAAUCCUACAUGCCGGUAAUGCCGUUCGCGUCCGAUCUGUGGAUCGCCCUGGCGGUCUACAACGUUCUCGUGUCCGCUCUGUGGCUUCUCCUCAAUCACUUCGGCAAGUCGCUAAGUCGUCGGGAACCCGUCGUCGAUCUUCCCUCAGCCGGAACGACAGUUUCUUCGCGUCGUCGAUCAUCAUCGGAUUCGCCGCCCCGGAUCAAUCCUUGCGUCUUGUCGUGCUUCGACCUCGUCGAGACCAUGUGUUACCCGUUGAAGGAAGACGCCGACACCGACAGCGCCCAGAAAGCCCUGUUGAUCGGCACGCUUUUCUUCGGCCUCGUCGUAACCGGUCUCUAUCAAAGCUGUCUCGUGUCCAGUCUGAGCAAUCCUUUUCACUAUCCCGAGCUGAACACUCUUGAGCAAGUCGCCGACUCCAACUACACCAUAAUCACCAAGUACGCCAACUUGAAGGAAAACACAUUCACGAACAACGACACGUUGGACGUGAAAUUGCAGAGCAAGUUCAAGGUGGUCACGUCGAACAAACCGACCAUCGAAUUGGUUGCUCUCAACAAGAAAUCGAUCGCGUUCACGCGUUACUCGUCGAUCGAGCUCGAAGAUCAGUCCAUGUAUUACGACGCGGACGGCAACAACAUGCUCCACGUAGUCGAUGAGUGUCCGACCACUUCUCUGUUGUCUUACGUGAUAAGACUUUACUCGCCUUAUCGGGAAAAGGUCGACGAGUUGAUAUUAAGAAUGCAGCAGGCGGGUCUGAUCUCAAUGUGGUACGAGAACUUGACGUAUCCGAUAUACGCUCUCGAGCAAAGACGAAAGAUGGAGAAGAGCGAGAGAAAGAUCAAACUCACCAUGGAGCAUUACUCCCUCACGUUCGUCGGAUUGUUGAUCGGGUUGCUUUCCUGCGUCGUUCUGUUCCUCGCCGAGCUGUACUACGCCAAGAGAAGUUUCAAUCACCGACACGAGAACAGGAGUUUUCUUACUAACGAAGAAAAAUGACUUCUCUCGCGCGGUGCGUCAAUUCGUUCCAAGUUUUUUUUUUUUUAAUUUCUGGUUGUUCUUAAAAAUUUAAUCCAAUUUAAUCGCGACGUGCAAUAAUUUUUCUCUCGAAAUUACGUUACGUUUUCCGAAUAUCCUUCUUGUCUUCUCUAGUUACAAAACGAUCUUUCAGCGACUUCUAUAAUUUCGUAAACGAAGGCGAAAAAGUUUUGACUUUUUCGAUAAGUUUGUGUUUCCGCGAAACGGAUAAAAUUACACAUCGCGCGAAAUUGCGCGCGGACACAACUCGAAACUUUCUCGCGGUUAAAGCGAGAAAGUUUCAUACGCGUGAUUAAUUGGACCCGCGAACAAAUUACCGCGGAUACUCGCGUGACAAUAAUGAACGUGGAUCGCGAAUUGAUUUUGAUCAAAGUUCGUUCGCAGAACGAAGUAGUUUGCAGGGCCGGCGAUCAGUAUGUGGUGAGAAAUAGGGGAGUACUCCGCACAUGUGUGAACUUGACGUGUGUGGAAUUUACGUCGAUCAAUCGAAUUGUAUGUUUGCCAAAAGAUAUUUAUCGAAAAAUGUUAAUAGAUCAAACUCCUUGUUUUCUAAAAGAUAGGUUUGAAAACGAAGCACUGUCGUUCGUAAGAAAACGGUUUAUAAUUAAUAGCGAGUCCGACGAUAUGGUUUAUAACAAAUUUUUACAAUACCGCGAUAAAGAAGAUUAUCUUGAUCCCAAAAGAUUAGAAUUGCAUCGCGAAAUUUGUCUCGACAUAAUGCGUAAUCGCGAAUUAAAAGCCAACAGUUUGAAUUAAUGUAGUUAACUUUAUAAAAAGUAACUUAUCACUUUUAAGCAUCGCGUUUGAGAGAGUUUGUAAAACUAAAAAAUUACUACUUGUU